Messenger RNA from Malurus melanocephalus (red-backed fairy wren), 2822 nucleotides. RefSeq names its product CAP-Gly domain containing linker protein family member 4 (gene CLIP4). The record is from RefSeq and is a predicted model, not a curated record. Gene Ontology annotation, molecular function: microtubule plus-end binding. The transcript has 18 exons. Bases 195 to 2294 code for a protein of 699 amino acids. Gene Ontology annotation, cellular component: microtubule plus-end; nucleus; cytoplasm. Gene Ontology annotation, biological process: cytoplasmic microtubule organization. Lineage: Eukaryota; Metazoa; Chordata; Aves; Passeriformes; Maluridae.
GGGUUUGCGUGUGGCUCGGCUGCCUCGGUUGCGGGCGGGCGCGGGAGGCCCCGGCAGCGCGCUGCGCUGGGCCGAGAGCAGAUAUAAUUCACUUGGAAGAACCUAUGGCUGGCAAGUAAUUGCUGUAAGGCCUGGGAGUUUGACUGGAAACAACACGAGAGUGAAGGUUACAACACUGUGUGGCUUUCUAGAAGAUGACCAUAGAGGAUCUCCCAGACCCUUCCUUAGAAGGAGAUUCCCUSAUUGAGAGAGAACGGUUCUUAUUCCCAAACUCUGAAACAUCUGUUACUUUUUCUGUUGCUGCAGCACCGAUGCCUUCAGAUUGUGAGUUUUCCUUCUUCGAUCCCAAUGAUGCAGCAUGCCAAGAAAUACUCUUCAAUCCCAAAACAUCAGUUUCUGAAUUGUUUGCCAUCUUAAGGCAGUGGGUUCCACAGGUCCAGCAGAAUAUCGAUAUUAUUGGGAAUGAGAUCAUUAAAAGGGGUUGCAAUGUGAAUGACAGAGAUGGACUGACUGAUAUGACCCUCCUGCAUUACACUUGCAAAUCAGGGGCUCACGGCAUUGGUGAUGUUGAAACUGCUGUAAAAUUUGCAACACAGCUUAUUGAUUUGGGUGCUGACAGCAGCUUACGCAGCCGCUGGACAAAUAUGAAUGCCUUGCAUUAUGCUGCCUACUUUGAUGUUCCAGAACUCAUCAGUGUUAUUUUGAAAAAUGCAAAGCCAAAAGAUGUGGAUGCCACCUGUAGUGAUUUUGAUUUUGGAACAGCUUUACAUAUUGCUGCAUUUAACCUAUGCACAGGAGCUGUCAAGUGUUUACUGGAACAUGGAGCAAAUCCUGCCUUUAGGAAUGACAAAGGGCAGAUUCCAGCAGACGUGGUUCCUGAUCCAGUAGAUAUGCCACUGGAAAUGGCAGAUGCAGCRGCCAGUGCAAAGGAAAUCAAGCAGAUACUGCUGGAUGCAGUGCCUCUCUCGUGUGACAUCUCCAAAGCCAUGAUUCCAACCUACGAUCACGUCACAGGCAGGGCCAUGCUUUUAUCGCUUGGCCUGAAGCUGGGAGAUCGUGUUGUGAUUGCAGGMCAGAAGGUUGGUACCUUAAGAUUUUGUGGCACAACGGAAUUUGCCAGUGGCCAGUGGGCUGGUGUGGAGCUGGAUGAACCAGAAGGAAAGAACAAUGGAAGUGUUGGAAGAGUCCAGUACUUCAAGUGUGCACCAAAACGUGGUAUCUUUGCACCUCUAUCCAAAAUAAGCAAGGCUUCUGAUCACAAAAAAAGCCUCAUACGAAGCUCUUCUAUGCGGUCUUCACCUUUGGUCAAAUCCAAGAAAGUAGAUGUGACACACAUAACUUCCAAAGUGAAUUCUGGCCUAAGUAUGGCAAAAAGAGACAAUGCUUCUGAAAACAACUUUAUGACUGCUAACAGGGGAAAAACUGUACCUGCAAAAGAUGGUUUUCCUGGGUACAGCAGCUCUUCAUCUUCUAGUACUUCCUUGGAAGGCAAACGGAAUUACUCCAAGAAGCGGAACUCAACRAGCAGCAGUAAAAAGGCCCUGACCAGAGUGUCUUCUGCCUCAUCUAAGAUUAGUGGGGGGCUGUAUAGUUCCCCACCCAUGAGGAAAAAUGCUCCUGACGCAGAAAUCCAGGUUGGAGACAGAGUACUGGUGGUGGGACAGAGAACAGGCAUUGUUCGAUUUUGUGGGACAACAAAAUUUGCACCAGGAUUCUGGUGUGGAAUUGAAUUGGACAAGCCUCACGGGAAGAACGAUGGCUCUGUGGGAGGAGUGCAGUACUUCAGCUGCCUUCCCAGAUAYGGCAUAUUUGCACCCCCAUCUCGUGUACAGAGACUGACGGGUUCKCUGGAUUCUCUCGCAGAGACUUCGUGGAGUAAAAUAAGUCAUACUUUUCCAGGUUUUAGACGCAGUCUAAGCACCACUUCUGCAUCUUCACAAAAGGAGAUGAACAGAAGAAAYGCCUUUGUUAGAUCCAAGAGCUCCGUGUUGCGGCGCAGCUGGAGCAGCAGCACUGCAGCUCCCUCUGAGGGGCCUGUGAAGCUGCACGAGGGCUCCCAGGUUCUCCUGACCAGCUCCAAUGAAAUGGGGACCAUCAGGUACAUUGGUCCCACAGACUUUGCACCGGGGAUCUGGCUGGGGCUGGAGCUGCGCAGUGCCAAGGGAAAGAAUGAUGGGUCUGUAGGGGAAAAGCGCUACUUCACCUGCAAGCUGAACCACGGGGUCUUGGUGCGACCCAGCAGGGUCACCUACCGUGGCAUUAAUGGAGCAAAGCUGGUGGAUGAUAUUUGCUGAGCCACAGUGUGCUCACAGAGAGGGGAACGAGUAUUUUAAAGCACAAAACAACCCCRCCUAGAAUGCAAACUUGUUUUGAAAUCUUUAAAUCUGCAUUGGCAUUUUACAUAUAUAAGUAUAUAUGUAUGUGUGUGUAUAUAAUAUAUAUAUUUUAUAUAAAUAUAUAUAUAAAAUAGAUUACAAAGGGUUCAGUUACGUUAACAAGUAAAACCACUGCUGAGUUACUCUUACUKUAAUGAGCCUUGUGUGGAAGGUUAUUACAGAAGCAUCUUGGCUUUAAGAUGCUGCAUCACUUGAAUACGGUUCCAAUUGGAGAACUGAGUGUGUGCAGCGUCCUCUAAAGUUCCUGUGUGGUUCAUGCAAUAUUUAAAGGGUUUUUCUCUGUGUAGUAACGAACUGGUAAUGUUUGUGCAUUGCCUGCUUUUGACAGCAGAGGUGGKUGAUGGGUAACAUUAGCCUGGUUCCUGGGCACUUCAUACCAGCUGCUAGCAAUAAGAAAGGAUUAAAAAAAAAAAAAGACAAAAAAAA